This is a messenger RNA of Camelina sativa (false flax), 208 nucleotides long. Lineage: Eukaryota; Viridiplantae; Streptophyta; Magnoliopsida; Brassicales; Brassicaceae. The record is from RefSeq and is a predicted model, not a curated record.
GAAAGGAAGGACAAGUUGGGAGAACGUAUUACAGCUCUUCAGCAACUAGUUUCCCCUUACGGAAAGACGGACACCGCAUCAGUUCUACUAGAGGGAAUGCAAUACAUUCAGUUUCUUCAAGAACAAGUCAAGGUUCUAAGCGCUCCAUAUCUGCAAGCAACAACACCCACUAAUACGCAGGAAAGGAAGGACAAGUUGGGAGAACGUA